Osmia lignaria (orchard mason bee) is the source of this 810-nucleotide messenger RNA. RefSeq names its product protein dj-1beta. The record is from RefSeq and is a predicted model, not a curated record. NCBI's taxonomy places the organism in Eukaryota, Metazoa, Arthropoda, Insecta, Hymenoptera, Megachilidae. Gene Ontology annotation, cellular component: mitochondrion; nucleus; cytoplasm. Gene Ontology annotation, biological process: glyoxal metabolic process; glycolate biosynthetic process; response to oxidative stress.
UACAUCAAUAGCCAACAUCAGACGUAAUUUUUGUUUUAUCAGUAUACAUACACGUAUAUCUAUGGCAAUAUUGUUUCGCAUGCUUCCACAUUUUGCGCAGUCGGCUUGUAAGGUUCUUACAGUUUUACAACCAAACGUAAAAUAUACUGUAAAUAUGGCGAAGAAAACGGCAAUUUUGUUAAUAGCCGAUGGCUCUGAGGAAAUGGAAGCUGUAAUAACUGCAGACGUCUUGCGUAGAGGCGAUAUUCAAGUUACUGUUGCUAGUAUUACUGAUAGCGAAUGCGUCAAAUGCAGUAGGGAUGUUAAAAUUUGUGCUGAUGCAAAAUUACAAGAUGCAGUUAAUAAAACAUAUGAUGUUGUAAUAUUGCCUGGGGGUCUUGGUGGUUCAAAAGCCUUUGCCACGUCAGCAGAAGUAGGAAAGCUAUUGCAACAACAAGAAAAGGAAAACAGAAUUAUUGCUGCUAUUUGUGCUGCACCAACUGCACUAAAAGCACAUGGAAUUGCUAAAGGAAAACAACUUACAUCCUAUCCUUCUGUGAAAGAUGAAUUGAAAAAUGAAUAUAAAUAUUUGGAGGACAAAGUAGUAACUGAUGGUAAUCUAAUAACCAGCCGAGGCCCAGCCACCGCAUUUGCUUUUGGUCUAGCUAUUGUGGAAAAAUUGGUUGGUAAAGAUACAGCAGACAAAGUGGCAAAAGGAAUGUUAUACUCAGAGUGAAGAAUUCAUUUAUAAGCAGCAUACUAUUGUAUUUGUUUAAUACAUUUAAUACUCUGUGUUUAAAUUUCAUGAAUAAAUAUUACGCAUGAUGUAAA